This is a messenger RNA of Chlamydomonas reinhardtii, 1555 nucleotides long. RefSeq lists its product as uncharacterized. NCBI's taxonomy places the organism in Eukaryota, Viridiplantae, Chlorophyta, Chlorophyceae, Chlamydomonadales, Chlamydomonadaceae. The transcript has 5 exons. Gene Ontology annotation, molecular function: protein binding; fatty-acyl-CoA binding. The record is from RefSeq and is a predicted model, not a curated record. Bases 31 to 807 code for a protein of 258 amino acids.
CCAGUUUAUUGUUGCAGUCAAGCGCUGGACAUGGAUGACAACGACGUGGGACUAGAGGGUGUGUCAACAGACCUGGAGGACGCGUUCGGCGCGGCUGCGAGCUUCCUAGGCGCGGCAGUAAUAUCAAAGGACGCAAGGUUUGACGACAAGCUCAAACUCCAAUUCUACGGGCUGUACAAGCAGGCGACAGCCGGGAAAUGCGCAUCGGGCAGGCCCGCCUUCUGGGACUUGGCCGGCCGUGCGAAAUGGGAUGCGUGGGCUGCGCUCGGCGACCUCGGCAAGGACGAUGCGAUGCAGCGAUACGUGGAGCUCUUAUGCACCGUGGCGCCGGAUUGGGACGCAGCAGCAUCUGGUAGCAAGCCUGGAAAGUCGCGGGGCGGGGGCGGAGCCAUGGGACCUGUCUUCAGCAGCCUCGCAGCGGGGGAGGAAGCGGAGGCCGGCGGCGAGGGCGACGAGGGGAGGGUCCGCAGUCUGCAUGAGCUGGCGGGGGAAGGUGACUUGGAGGCGGUGACGGCGGCGCUGGAGGCGGGGGCGGACGUGCACGCACGAGACGAGUCGGGCUGCACGGCGCUGCACUUUGCCGCGGACCGCGGCGCAGCGGCGGUGGCGGCGGCGCUGCUGGCGGCGGGCGCUGACGUGGACGCAGCUGACGUGGACGGCCAGACGCCGCUGCACUACGCCGCCGUCACGGAACACCGAGAGCUGUACGAGCUGCUUGUGGGCGCGGGCGCUGACGUCAGCAUCCGUGACAGCAGCGGCGCCACGGCGGCGGAGGGCGCGCCGGAGGGCUGGGGGCUGCGGACGUGAGAUGCGCGUGGGAGGUCGACAGCUUUUGACGAGACCUGGAGCCGGGAGGCCAGGAGGCGCCCCUGCCAGCUCCAUGCGUCCCAUGUCUGGACGGAUGCUGGGAGCAUCUGUCGCCGAGAAGGCGUGGGGCCUGUCUGCGGGUGCAGCUUUGUAUGUAAGCCGGGAGUCCUGCACUGGGAGCAGGGGCACAGGGGCGCGGCCACACCCUGUGCUGGGGUGCCCCGCGGGCUGCCGCGGGUCAGGCGUGUUUGAGGGCUGAGGCGUGAUGGGCUGUGGUGUAGGCCCGGCAUUUUGCUGCUUAAAUGGAGCUGCUGCUGCGUGAGGUGCGCGCGGGAGGUCCGAACCCGUGGCUGACAGACAUUUGGGGAUAUGGAGCCAGCUGGCGUUCGGGCGCGGGGUGUUCGGGCGCGGGGCCUGCAAGCGCGGUUACGGGUGGUACGGCGGUAGCUAGAAGCAGAGAGACGUGCCCGGUCUGUGCGCUAUGUCUGGGGUGGUCAGUGGCCGGGCGUGUCCGAGGGCGCGUUUGGCUGUUCAUGCGUGCUGGGCAGGGGUUGGGGCUUGGCCGCUUGGGACUGGGCUUUGUGCGGGUGGCUAUGUUUGACGAGCUGGGAAUCAUCUGGUUGCGUGGCGAGGCUUUGCGGUACAAGCGUGUGGGAAAAGCGAGAAGGGAUUGGGACGAAGGAAGGUGGCGAAUUGGGGUGUCGAAGGCGGGGAUGGGGCAUGCUGCCGAUGGGCGGAAAACAGCAGA